AUGGAUAACACAUUGAAUAUUGUGAAGAAUGAAGGAAUAGAAGGGAUAAUCAAAACACAGAAAUGGGGUCCUUACAGUGGCUGUAUAACGCUCUCUUUUGAUUUGCUGGUUAUCAUGUACAUGAAUAAUGUUCGAGAAAAACAAUCAAAGGUUGUCCGUUACUGCGGCUCCACAAAGAAGCAAACGAUUCAGUUUGAUGAUCAAGGUAAACCUCUCUAUUCCACGGGUUUUUACUACAGACAUAUAACUGAGAACAGGAACCUGGAUAUCUGUGUAUCUGACCAUAAAGCUGAAGUAAUAGUGGUAGUCAAUCAGACAGGGAAACUGAGAUUCAGGUACACUGGACAUACUCCUUCUCCAAAGAACAGACCAUUCAGUCCAUGA
Saccostrea cuccullata (small rock oyster) is the source of this 384-nucleotide messenger RNA. RefSeq lists its product as uncharacterized. NCBI's taxonomy places the organism in Eukaryota, Metazoa, Mollusca, Bivalvia, Ostreida, Ostreidae. The record is from RefSeq and is a predicted model, not a curated record. The transcript has a single exon. Bases 1 to 384 code for a protein of 127 amino acids.